Messenger RNA from Sitodiplosis mosellana (orange wheat blossom midge), 3770 nucleotides. RefSeq names its product toll-like receptor Tollo. The record is from RefSeq and is a predicted model, not a curated record. Lineage: Eukaryota; Metazoa; Arthropoda; Insecta; Diptera; Cecidomyiidae. Gene Ontology annotation, molecular function: protein binding. The coding region runs from base 56 to 3472 and encodes 1138 amino acids. The transcript has a single exon.
AAACAUUUUGUUGAAGUGUUUACACAUAACAGAGUCUCAUAGAAAGGAGAGUGAAAUGAGAAACAGAGUGAUUUGCAUUUUGUUGCUCUUAGUGAGCAUUCACAUUAUUAUAUGUUCAGGAGAAAUUUCUGGCUGCAGUUAUUCAAGCCAAUAUGAUUCAGAUGGUUCUUAUGGUUCUCAUAAUGUAUUUUAUUCAGUGGAAUUAAGUUGCAGUGACAGUUAUGACGGUGAUUGUACCAGUUACAAGUGGAGAAAUGGCUAUUAUUCUUAUGAUACAUCUGACUGCCGAUGUUAUAGGCGUUUUCUCUCAGACGAAUACGAUUAUAAUUUAAAUGUGGAAAAAUUGAAAGCUUGUUCGGGACAUCCCUUGGAUGAAAUAUUGCCGGGUCGAUUCCCAAAUCUGCAGAUAUAUGAUAUUUCAUCCACUAAAAUCGAGAUUUUAACAUCUGCGAACUUGAAUUUUAAGUCACUACAGAAAUUGAAGGCACGUAAUAACAAAUUAACGAACAUUUCGGGAUCAGUUUUUGUGCACCUUGCGAAUUUGGAAGAAAUAGACUUCUCGUACAACAACAUAAAUGGGCUGUAUCAAAAUGAUUUCAAAGGAACGACCAAGCUGUUAAAGAUCAAUUUUCAAUAUAAUAAUAUUUCCAUUUUGGACGAGGGAUUAUUUGUUUAUACUCCCGACUUAACCACAUUAGACCUUUCUUACAACAAUAUCAAAGGUCUUCGUCAAAACCACUUGAAAGGAGCGGCCAAAUUGUCAUCAAUCAAUUUUUCACACAACAAUAUAACCAUUAUAGAGACGGGCUUCUUUACACAUACAUCCGAUUUAACUGUUAUCAACUUCGCCUUCAACGAAUUAUCCACUUUGAAUAAAAACAUAUUUGGGGAACUGCAAGAAUUGACAAAUUUGGAUUUAAGUCACAAUUCAAUUCAAACGAUUGAUGAGGACUUGUUUCGAAACAACACAAAAUUGGAAAAGCUGAAUUUGGAGAAUAACCCAAUUCAGCGUAUUGAUCAGAAAAUACUCAUUCUGUUGACUAAACAUGUUUCGGUGGAUAUUUCCUGUGAUCAUGUCAAAGAGUUCGACUCCAGCUACUUCACAAAAAACAUACGAUUCGACUCUGGACGAGUAACCUUGUCAGGAAACAGAUUAGAUUAUAGUAGAUACUGUUUGGAGCAGUUGAAGUAUUUCAACAUUUCGGGAAAUAAGCUUGAAAAUACUCAAGAAACAAUCGAGUACCUCGGAUCACCGAUCGAAACGUUGGACGUAUCUUCGAACUUUAUGGGAAUAUUGAGUGCAAAAAUCUUCAGAAAAUUCAUCAAUUUGAAGUACUUGAAUCUAAGAAACACCAACCUAACUGAAAUCGAUUCCGACACAUUCUAUCCGCUCCUAUUUCCAACGAGUGGGAGAAAAUUGGAAGUUCUACUUUUAAACGAUAAUCCAAUCGAACGAUUGGAUUCGAAUGUAUUUUCACCCGUCAUGAAUUUAGUUGAUGUGCAAGUUUCCUGUGAUUUUGUUAUGGCGAUCGACACAAGUUGUCUUGGAAAUUCGCUGAAAAUUGAUUUGAACGACAAGGAUGGAAUCGUUUUCACCGUAAUAAAUCGCACAUUCAAAAUGUACUGCACCAAAGAGAGAUUCAAACAAUUUAGCUACUUCAAUAUUUCGGGAAAUCACUUUCAAGAUACCCAGAAAGUAGUUGACAUGCUCGGAACACCAAUUAAAACGUUGGAUUUAUCCUCGAAUUUCGUUGGAAAACUAAGUGCACAGACAUUUGGGAGAUUUUCUAAUUUGAAUUACCUAAAUUUAAGUCAAACGAACUUAUCGAAUUUCGGGUUCGGCACAUUUUAUCAUCAACGAAAUUUGGAAAUUCUAGAUUUAUCAUUCAACCGAUUGAAAAAAGUCAACUUCACAUUGUUUUACCGAAAUUUCCUAGAUUUACACACACUUUGUCUUGAAGGGAACGAACUGAAUGAGUUACAUAGCGCAAAUCGAGCGAUUUUUCCAGUUCUCAAUAAAUUAGGAAUUUCAAAAAACCAUUUCUCAUGCGAUUAUCUGGCGUCAUUCUUACCUCAAUGGCAUUCCCAUUUGAACUUUAUCACAUAUCCAACGAAUGAAACGAAUAUCGUUGGAAUCGACUGUUUUCAUGAAAACGACGAAUCGACUACAUUGAGUGCCAAAACUGUAACAACACCUAGAUUAACGACAACAUCAACCUCAACGUUAAAAACAACAACCACGGAAAAAUCCACAACAGCCUUUCAAGUUGAUAUGCCUAAUGUCAAGCCGAAUUUCAAAGAUAAUUCCACUGUGACUCAACGUACAAUCGACAACAAUAAAUCCACAACUUCCGAUGUCAUCGAUCAAACCGCCAAAACUGAAGAAAAACCAGCCACGCGAUUCGAGUGCACAUUUCUAUCGUCCCAUAUAGACUCAGAGAUAAUGCAGCUUUCCUGUGAUCAUAUCGAAGAGAUUGAUACCAGUUGCAUGGGAAAAAAUAUUCAAAUCGAUUCGGGAAACGAUAGCGAGGUUGUUUUCCAUUUGCUGCAAAACAACUCCGAACUGCGCUGCAGCAAAGAGAAUUUCCAAAAGCUUAAGUACUUGAAUAUCUCCGGCAAUCAACUUCAAAACACUUCGCAAUUGAUCGCAUUACUUGGGCUAUCCGUUGAAACACUGGAUGUCUCGUCGAAUUUUAUUGGUGAACCCAGUGCACAGACAUUCAAGAGAUUCACCAAUUUAAAAUAUCUUAACUUGAGUAACACGAAUCUAUCCGAAUUUCAAUACGGUACAUUCUUCAAUCAACAGAAACUUGAAGUGCUGGAUAUUUCUUUCAAUCGUCUGGGAAGAGUUGAUUUCACCAAUUUCUUGAGAAAUUUCAGGGAGUUAAAUACGCUCAAUCUGGAGGGGAAUGAUUUGAAGGAAAUUGACAGCGUUACUCAAACCGAUUUCCCCAAAUUAUUUAUUUUGGGCAUUUCGAAGAAUCAUUUUUCGUGUCGGUAUUUGGCACAAUUUCUACGUGGAUGGAACUGGAAUUUAAAACUUCUCAAAAAUCCUUCGGACGAAACACAUAUUGAUGGAGUUGACUGUCAUACAGAAUUUCAAGGCAUGACCAACAACGUUGCAAUGAAACGAGGCUAUGAAGUACAAACAACGACAACAACGGGAUUUGUUUCAAGCACACCAAAUUCCCCUAUUGAGAAGAAAAACUUUAAAGGAAGCAACGACAACUAUAAACCCGUAGACACCGAAUCAAGUUCCUUAUCAGCAGAUGUACGAGUAUUGAAAUACCUUUUUGUGGCAAUGUUCGUAAUGUGUUCUGGAUAUAUGGUAGUGAAAUCGAAGCUCAUUCAGAGAAUAAGAUACAACCUAGCACGGGAUUCGUUCGAAACCACAAUGAAUCAGCAAUAUUCUCCAGAUAGCACUCACACAAGCGUAAUUGAACUGACUCAACGUGAUCGUGUGCACGAAUAGAGUGGACAUUCCCAAUUUUCAAUGUUGUAUUUUGAUAAAUUUCAUAUAAAGACUUAUUUGAAACUUUAUUGUUUUUCCAUUUGAGACUUGCGCAUGAUUGAGUGAUAAAUGAUUUAGAUAAAAAUUAAAAUUCAAAUAAAUCAAAUAUAAUGAAAAAGAUACGAGUAAUUGUAGCGAGUGCACUGACUCGUGCGCCUAUACGGGAAUAUAAGCGCACGACGUCGCCGCACGAGCGGCGACCGCAUGUAUAACAAACGAAUACCGAAUAAAGAGAAUCAGUCUAAUUGUUACCAGCAAA